Messenger RNA from Aethina tumida (small hive beetle), 1072 nucleotides. It is a transcript of the gene RpL5, whose product is annotated as 60S ribosomal protein L5. Gene Ontology annotation, cellular component: cytosolic large ribosomal subunit; ribosome. The transcript is spliced from 4 exons. Gene Ontology annotation, molecular function: structural constituent of ribosome; 5S rRNA binding. Gene Ontology annotation, biological process: ribosomal large subunit assembly; translation. The record is from RefSeq and is a predicted model, not a curated record. Lineage: Eukaryota; Metazoa; Arthropoda; Insecta; Coleoptera; Nitidulidae. Bases 120 to 1019 code for a protein of 299 amino acids.
GUAGUUCCAACUACUUGACGUCAUUUCCGCGCAUGUCUACAUCUCUUUCUGAAAGGACCGCGGCGGCUGCAAAGUGUCGUAGUGUCCCUAGUUCAAUAUUUUUUAUUUAAUCGACGAAAAUGGGUUUCGUUAAAGUUGUCAAGAAUAAACAAUACUUCAAGAGGUUCCAAGUGAAAUUCAAGAGGCGUCGCGAAGGUAAAACCGACUACUAUGCCCGUAAACGUUUAAUCGUUCAGGACAAGAACAAAUACAACACUCCCAAGUACCGUUUGAUCGUCCGUCUGUCCAACCGCGACAUCACCGUCCAGGUUGCUUAUUCCCGCAUCGACGGCGACAAAAUCGUCUGUGCUGCUUACUCCCAUGAGUUGCCCAAGUACGGAAUCAAAGUUGGUCUUACCAACUAUGCCGCUGCAUAUGCCACUGGUCUCCUGUUGGCCCGUCGUCUCUUGAAGAAGCUCAACUUGGACACCUUGUAUGAAGGCACCACUGAUGUCACUGGUGAUGAGUACAACGUUGAAGGUGUUGAUGAUGGUCCAGGAGCUUUCAGGUGCUACCUCGAUGUAGGUUUGAACCGCACCACCACCGGUGCCCGUGUGUUCGCCGCGAUGAAGGGAGCCGUAGAUGGCGGACUUAACAUUCCCCACUCGACCAAACGUUUCCCCGGUUACGAUGCCGAAUCCAAGUCGUUCAACGCCGAAGUGCACCGCAACCACAUCUUCGGCAUUCACGUCGCCGAAUACAUGAGGUCCUUGGAAGAGGAAGACCCCGAAGCGUUCAAGAGGCAGUUCAGUCAAUAUAUCAAGAACGGCAUCACUGCUGACGCUAUUGAGGGUAUUUACAAGAAUGCACAUGCAGCAAUCAGGGCUGACCCAACAGCUGAAAAGAAGGAGUCCAAACCAGUUGCAUCUCAGAAGAGGUGGAACCGCAAGAAGUUGACUUUGGCUGAACGUAAGGACCGCGUUGCCCAGAAAAAGAAGUCCUACAUUGCUAAAUUGCAAGACGGACAAGCUGAAGCCUAAAUAUAAAUAUCUUUAUAUAAAAGAAAUGUGUAUUAAAGUUGCUUACACAAAAG